Messenger RNA from Tribolium castaneum (red flour beetle), 540 nucleotides. RefSeq names its product Ribosomal protein L35 (gene RpL35). Lineage: Eukaryota; Metazoa; Arthropoda; Insecta; Coleoptera; Tenebrionidae. The record is from RefSeq and is a predicted model, not a curated record. The transcript has 3 exons. The coding region runs from base 136 to 507 and encodes 123 amino acids. Gene Ontology annotation, biological process: maturation of LSU-rRNA from tricistronic rRNA transcript (SSU-rRNA, 5.8S rRNA, LSU-rRNA); translation. Gene Ontology annotation, molecular function: mRNA binding; structural constituent of ribosome. Gene Ontology annotation, cellular component: ribosome; cytosolic large ribosomal subunit.
ACUGUUAUUUCGGAAGCAUAAGUUUCGGUCCUUGUACUAUUACUAUUAUUUUUAUAAUUUAAGAAAUUUAAACUGGUGUCGUAGUGCCAACUUAACCGACGUAAAUUCUUUCAGAUUGUUGUUGCGGAAGGCAGAAUGGGUAAGGUAAAGUGCUCCGAACUGCGAACUCGCGACAAGAAGGAGCUCACCAAGCAGCUCGAUGAGCUCAAAACCGAGCUCACAAGUCUCAGGGUGGCCAAAGUGACGGGCGGCGCCCCCUCGAAACUGUCCAAGAUUCGCGUUGUACGCAAAGCCAUCGCUCGCGUGUACAUUGUGAUGCACCAGAAGCAAAAAGAGAAUUUGCGGAAGUUGUACAAGAACAAGAAAUACAAGCCUCUGGAUUUGAGACCUAAGAAGACCAGGGCUUUGCGCCGUGCGCUCACCAAACACGAGAGACGCAUCAAGACGCCCAAGGAGCUCCACAAGAGGUCGAUCUACCCCCAGAGGAAGUUCGCGUUGAAAGCUUAAUUUGUACAAUUAAAUAAAACGUUUCGUAAAAUA